Molecule: messenger RNA, 1051 nt
Organism: Sclerotinia trifoliorum
Lineage: Eukaryota; Fungi; Ascomycota; Leotiomycetes; Helotiales; Sclerotiniaceae
Source: the annotation of a GenBank genome assembly
ACUCACUGGUGGGUUAUGGUAUUGCUUGAGAGAAUAAUUUUGCCUCAGGCACCAAAAAAUCAAACAUCUCAAAAUUUUAUGAUAUGCCCGCCAAACGCGAAAUCGCAUAGGAAAAAAUUCAUAUCAAUCAAAUUCACGCUCAUUACAAAUUCCACAUCUUGCGCAUAAACCAAAUAAAAUCAUCUACUCCUCCAGAAUCGCAAAAAUGUUCGCUCUCCGUCGCAACAUUCCCUCUACCCUCUCGCGCAACUUCUCCACCAGCGCUCGCAACAACUCUUUCGCCAAACUUACCCUCGUUGGUCGUCUUGCCGAUAAGCCUGAAGUAACUGCCACAAGCCAAGGACAGGAGAUUAUGAAAUAUGCCAUUGGUACGAGCAGUGGCAGGGGAGAGAACCAGAAGACAAGUUGGUUUCGCGUAGUGAGCUUUAUGCAAGAGGGACCACAAAGAGAUUUUAUCUCAAGUUUGGAAAAAGGGUAGGUUUUGUUCUUUGUGAGACGGAAUUGAUGAGUGCCGACAUUUUAAGGAAUGUUUCCAUUUAGCAUAUUCGAGCCUCGAGAUUCAAAGGAGGGAAUCUGACAGUACUUCUGCUAAUAUAUGUUUAGAACCUUGGUGUAUGUAGAGGCAGAGGCAACAAUGAACACCUAUCAAGAUGCUGAAGGAAAGAAUAAAAGUGCUAUGAACGCCGUUCAACGUAUACACGCCCUUUCCAUUAUCAUUAUAUUACCCAUCGGAAAUGCACAAGCUGACCCAUACCAAUUAGAGAGACUCGAGGUCCUUCAAUUCAAGAGGCCCCAAGAAGGAACCGAAUAAAUCAUCUGGUUAUGGCUGCAUGAAUGGUAUGAAAAUAGGAUGGAUAAUGGGAUGUAUCAAGGCUUACUUUUCGAUUCACGUGCGUAUGUAAUAUCGAACCUGGGCGGCGCAAAGGUAAUCUCACCAUACUUUCGAUGCAGUAUUUAAGGAGAGAUAUUGAUGAGAAUAUCACCAUUCGAGGCACCUUUCUCAAUACGGACAUCACAACUCAAAUCAAAAUCAUGAAUUGCACUUGUUCAC